UUAAUAGUCAGCAGCGGUCUCUAUCAAUGUCUGCUCUUUUUGUCUGCACUUAAGCAAGUACGGUGACUUUUAAGGAUGGAGGAAGAGAUCAAUUAUUCUACAGUGGUUUUCAAAAAUGGUCAUCCACCUCCAAAAGAGAAAAAAGAGGAGCUGGUAAUUUAUUCUGAGGUAAAACCUAAAGUUCCUGCAACUUCUGCACCAAUACAAGCAGAUGGUGAAGCAGCUGCACACUCUCAGCACUUUUGUCUGUUGGCUGUGUGUUUGGGGAUACUUUGUGUCCUUCUUUUGGGUUUCAUCCGUGUCGUCAUCUACCUGAGCGGGGUAAUGAACGAACAGAAAGCAAACCUCAGCAACCUCUCAGCAGAAAAUCAGCAGCUGAUCAUGCAGAGAAGCAUCUUAGAGAACAAGACGGAGGAAAUGAGAAGAGACAGAGACAACCUCAACAUGACAUUGGGAGUCAUCCGGAAAUUUAAAACCUUUCCACUAGAGGAAUACUGCCCUGAAAAAAAGUGUCAACCAUGUAAAACAGGCUGGAUUCUGUUCCAGAAGAAGUGCUACCUGUUCUACAAUGAACCUGAUCCUUGGAAGACACGGAGAGCCAGCCAAACGUACUGCAAAAACAACGAUUCAGAUCUGGUUGUUAUUGAUAGUCUACAAGAACAGGAAUUCAUCAGUAAACACAUCAAGUGCUACUACGACAAAGAGCACGGAUACUGGAUCGGGUUACGUGAAAAUGAUGACAACUGGCUCUGGGUUGACGGACGUAGUGACACUCUAAAGUACUGGAUGAAGGAGAACCUUGGUGAUCAUGGUCAAUGUGCACUGAUGAUACCUGAGAGGAAUGUUACAGCCAACUGGGACCCAGCAAACUGUCUAAUGGAGAACAAAUUCAUCUGUGAAAUGGACAUGCUGAUAUGGUCUAAUCAGUCAUAACUGUCUUUGUUUUCUGAACAUAUUCUUCUUCUAUGCUUUUGUCGAUUGCAAAACAAAACGAUUGACCCAUAAAAAUAUAAAACAAUAGUAUAUUAAUAAUAUUCCUGAAAUGGCCUCAGGAUGAUUAAGUGUUUCACUAUUUUAGUUGUUGUGUAUUUUGUCACCUACAGUGUCAGGUGUCUUUCUGGAUAUUUAGCUAACUUGACUGAAGGUAUGAAAUAUAUAAUCUCAAGAAAUGAUGACAAAACUGAGAACCAACCGUCUGCAUGUUGUGUACACAAGGGCGGAAACUUCUGUUUUUGCGCAGCUGGUGUUACAUAAUGACAGAGUGUGCCAAGAGUUGUUCUGCAAAAAAAGUCCCUGGUCCACUUUUUAAGCUCAUUGACAUUUUUAUUUCACUUUUUAUGCUCCAUAAUACCUUCUUCUCUCGCAUGCACAGUGUCUCUGAGCGACCACUCUUUUAUAUUAGGCUGGAAGUUAAACCAGUCUGUGUUGCCAUUCAGCUGAACGGUAAUUUUACAUCCAGUAACAUUUAGUUUAAGUCAAGUCUGUCGUAAGCUGUUGAGUCAAACUGUUGACCUUCUGUUCUUCCUCCCCAACAUCAUGAUUUCUCCAUUUAGUUAUCUUACAAAGACGCUUAGAGGAAGCUGAUUUUCAAGUAUAGGAAAGUUAUUAUUUGUGAAAAAGAGAGACAGAGGGAUCAGAGGUAAUCAUCUAUAUUUAAAAUGUGGAGCUAUAGCACAGAAAAGUAUUUGGCAUUUAAUGGGUAUAAGAGUAAUCUGAACUAAUGAAACUGCCAAAGGGCAGAGCUAUAAGCAGCAGCUUCACAUCUGACAUGUUCACAUUGUUGUAUUAAGAAUAUUUUUAGUAGCACUUUGAGUAGUGAUGUUCAUCCUCAACUAGCUAAAACAGCUGUAGAUGUUUAAAUAAUGUCACUUCUUCUUUAAACCAUUCUUUGUUCAGGGAAGUUUCACUUGCCCACUUCACUACUCACUAAAUCUUCUCAUGCAGAAAAUUAAAAAAGCACUUAAGUUUAAGAACUUUUAAAUAAUCACAUAAUAUCGAUAUUAUCUUUAUCUUAUCUGAAAUCUGUUUUUACCCCUGCAUUGGCCUUUCUGCUGGCAUAGAAAUGGGAUUCAGUUUGCUGAGGAUCUUUAUAUACAGAUGGAGUUUUUGCAUUCUUUGCACAACAAGCAAUAUAAUAUAAUCUACCCCACAGUCACGUUGUCCAAUAUUUACAGCUGAGAAAAAUGAAAAAGUGUACUUUCAUACAAACGAAUAACUUUCCACCUAUCUAUAAAAGCCCCCAAAUACUCCUACUGACAUUUUAUCAUUUAAUACAGAAACUAUAGGUAUGAUCCCUGUACUUAAAACACAGAGGGAACAAGAGGUGGGGCCUCGAACUUUGAAUGAAAUCCUUGAACAAGUAUGUAUCUCCUCUCUCUGUAGCAGACACACGCUCAUCCAAAGACACUGCAUUAAGUUAAUGAAACCAAAUUAUAAAAAAUGUAUCAUAUGACAGAUGCAAAACUUGCCCAGCUACUUUAAUUUAGCUGUGCCCUGGUCUGCAUAACUUCUGGUGUUUGGUCUUAAUAUCCCUGAGAAAUACUUACAACAUACUAACCAAAUCCUUUUAACAGGUAUUUUCAAUGAAAAAGUCAGAGAAUACUGCCCAGUCUACAUAUAUUUACAAUGAUGUUGAUUUUAUUAAUGUGUUAGGUCGUCAUAUAGUUUAAUUAACUGGAAAAAUCCAAAAUCCAAUUGUAAUGGUGGUCAGGUGGUUUAAAAAUAUCAUGUUUCAAUUCAAACUUGAGUGAAUCUGUAAUUUUUUAGAACCAGAAAACUGAGGAUGUAUGGACACUUUCUAUGCUUUAUACAUAUUAUUGGGUCACUGGAGGAGCAAUGUGAAGAGAUUUAUUGUUCCCCUGACGUGCAGGAAUUUUAGAUCAUGUGAAUGAGCUGUAUUAUUUCUGUGUAUGGCUGAUUAGUUUCCUUUUAGGAGAAAGGGAAGGAUGGGUUUGGUGAGCAGAAAUAUUAUAUGUACUAAACUUCUUAAGUUCUUUUUCCUGUAUGCUGGA
Messenger RNA from Thunnus maccoyii (southern bluefin tuna), 3011 nucleotides. RefSeq names its product C-type lectin domain family 7 member A-like. Lineage: Eukaryota; Metazoa; Chordata; Actinopteri; Scombriformes; Scombridae. The record is from RefSeq and is a predicted model, not a curated record. The transcript is spliced from 7 exons. The coding region runs from base 76 to 933 and encodes 285 amino acids.